Molecule: messenger RNA, 1615 nt
Organism: Branchiostoma floridae (Florida lancelet)
Lineage: Eukaryota; Metazoa; Chordata; Leptocardii; Amphioxiformes; Branchiostomatidae
Exons: 6
Coding region: 71-919 (282 amino acids)
Source: RefSeq, a predicted model, not a curated record
UAUCGCAAAAUCACCUUUCCAGAGUUUUGCGUCGACCAUUCCAGACCACUGGUGACCUUUGACAUUCAAAAUGGCUGUCAGCAAGUGCACGUAUCGUUUCCUUGGCUGCAGUGGACUCAAAGUGUCCAAUCUAUGCCUUGGAGCCAUGACUUUUGGAGAGCACAGGGGUGGCCGACCAGGGCAAUGUGAUGAGGCUACAGCUCAUGCCAUCAUGGACAAGUUUGCUGAGCUGGGAGGCAACUUCAUAGACACAGCAGAUGUCUAUCAGUAUGGAGUGGCUGAGGAAUAUGUGGGCAGCUGGCUAUCCAUGAAACAGAGGGACAGAUUUAUCAUUGCCACCAAGGUAAAUUUCAACAUGGACCCAACUCAGCAGGAUCCCAAUAAGCGUGGCCUCAGCAGACAUCAUAUCCUAAACUCCAUCGAUGGCAGCCUCAGGAGGCUGCAGACAGACUAUGUGGAUCUGUAUCAGGUGGGGAGAGAGCAACAGCGGGAAAAAUUUGUCAUUGCCACAAAGGUGUGUGGUCCGAUGGGACAGGACCCAAACCAACUGGGACUUAGCAGGCACCACAUUAUGGCCUCCAUUGACAAAAGCCUGAAAAGGCUUCAGACUGAUUAUGUGGACCUCUACCAGGCAGGUAGGAAUGCAGUUACAGCUGCUUCAGGUUGUUUGUCUCCACCUGCAGGUAAAAGUGUUGCCCAGGUGUCUCUCCGCUGGCUGCUGCAGAAGGACGUGGUGUCUUCGGUCAUCAUCGGGGUGAAGACUCUGCAGCAGUUGGAGGACAACAUGGGGGCCGCAGACGGCUGGGAACUCACACAGCAACAGAUGGAUGACCUGGAUGCAGCCAGUGCUGUGGAGAUCCCCUACCCGUAUGAGAUGGUCUGGAGGGCCAACAAGGCAGCCGGCAGACAGAGGCCAUAGAGCGGACAACAGCUUCUAGAACUAAGAAUUACUAUUGAUGGCAGGGUCACGCACACCUAUGGCCACACCGAUAAUGCUAAAUUGAAAUUCAACAUGAAGAGAGUCUGAGGGCUGUAAUUUUUAACUUGAUACACACAGUUUUAGGGAAUAAAGUAUCAUGGAAGUUUACCUCCCAGCCUUCAAUUUUCAUCUUGACCACUUGCUAGAUUUUUACCAUAGAAUAUCCAUGGACCAAGGAAAUACAUGUAAGUUGGUGAAAUGCACAGAAGGCUGGAUUAACUUGUCUCUAUUGUAAUCACUACAUAAACCUUUUCUGACCAGUUUUCUCAUCUUUUUUUGUUCGAAUAGUUCAGAAGUAAUCCAAGUCAGAUACUCUACAAUGAGUUUCACUUGUCUUAAUCUAGAAAACAUUUUCUCUUUUUUUAGUCGGUGAUAUCAAGGAUGUCUUAUGUAAUGUCCUUGGUAAUUUGUAACAUGUAGACAGUCAAAGGUGUGUUUAAAAGAAAUCAUGAUACAUCCAAAAUGAUUACACAGUCAUAAAAUUAAGUAAAAUCUAAUAUUUCCACUAGACUUUGCAAUAAUAAUCAAUUUGUCUUUGUCCCUACUCUGAAAGAGUGAGUUAAAUGGAAAUCAUGCUGUUCAAGUAACAUUUUACUCAGAACUGUAACAUUUUCCAUGCAUUUAGUUACCAUAUCA